CGCCGUGCGUCAUUUUGCACACGACUCUGCGCCAUCACCACUGACCUGUGCUGCGGCAUUGAGGCCCAUCGGCUCCCAACUAACGCCUCUCACGUCCUGCAAUCGGCCCUAAUUGAUAGCCCACUCUGCGACUACCGCUCCUCUUAUUUGCCUUCGCUCGUCAUACAUAACGGCCACGGCCGCCUCGACUUGGACUUGCUGCCACCAUCCGCAACAUGUUGGCUCCGCGUGCGACCGAGGCCGAGAGGCCUGAUCUCGAUACCAACAAGAUCAAGGAGUGGCGCUCCAUAGUCACCCUCAUCGUUUUCGUGCUGACGAACAUCAAUGUCUUGUUCCCCUUCCACAUUCCCAUCUAUCUCCCGCGCGCCCUAUGGACCCCGCUUCUCGACAUGCUCAGUGCCAUGCGCAUAAUCCCGCCGCCCCAGCAUCCAACCAGAGUCCGAAAUGGCAAACCCGGUCCUCUGGUGCGCUUCAACUUUCCCAUGAACUUCAUUACUGCUCCCUUGAUCGCCGAUCUCUUCCUGCUCGCCAUUCUUGCUAUUGGCAAGAAGGAAGUUCGCGGCGGCACCGUUGGCGACCAAGGCAUCGUGCCCUACGACAUCAUGCUCUUCUUCCUCUCGCUGGCCUACAUUGCCAUCUCCGUCGACGCUUCUGGCUUGAUCAGGUGGCUGGCCUUCAAGGUUCUGCAAAAGGGAGGCAAAGUCGGCCACCGGCUGUUUUUCUAUCUCUACUCCUUUUUCUUCGGGCUCACAGCUCUCAUCGGCAAUGACCCCGUCAUUCUGUCCGGCACUGCCUUUUUAUCCUACAUGACGCGCGUGUCCAGCAACAUCAAACACCCGCGAGCAUGGAUCUUCACUCAGUUUUCCGUGGCAAACAUUGCAUCCACAAUCCUUGUUUCGUCCAACCCGACCAACCUGGUAUUAGCUGGAGCCUUUAAGAUUACUUUUAUCAAGUACACAGCCAACGUCAUUGUUCCCGUCCUCGUAACAGGCAUUGUCCUGUACCCCUUUUUGCUGUACAUCAUCUUCCACGACGAGUCUCUUAUUCCCUCAGCUAUCAAAAUGGAGGAUCUUCCAGACGAACUCAAGAACAAGAAACCAGUGAAUCCAAACAUUCCCUUUGCAAAGGGUGGAGUCGAUGACAGCGAGGCUGAUUCCAAUAGCGACGAAGAGCAAGAAAAGAAGAACUCCCUUGAAGAGGUCUUGAAUCCGUUUUUGGAUAGGAAAGGCGCCAUGUUCGGAGCGGCUCUUAUGGCAGCUACUCUGGUAACUGUGCUCGCUCUCAACGCUGCUUCUACAGGCACACACGAGCAUCCCGUGUUCUGGGUCACCUUGCCUGCUGCAACCAUUAUGCUCUGCUUCGAUCUCACCAUGGGCUGGCUCAACAGGAAAGAGACGCGAAAUAUUGCGCAUGAAGGCCGACGCAGAAUGGAGGCGGCACUUGCUGAGAGAGAAGAAGCGAGAAGAAUGUCAGUUGCACAGCAAGACGCAGACGCAAUAACCGUCCAGGAUGCCCAGGCUUCAACUCUCUCAGAUGAAAAGCAGCCACUACCAGGGACUUCCAGCCCGGCCCCGAGCGACAGAACACGCGAGAUGGCAGUCAACGAGUGCGUCUCAGACGAAGAGAAGAGGGUGGAACCAAGCAAGAAGCCCGUACCAACCACGCUAAUAUCCCUCACCCAAGACGCAUACACCUGGGCACAAGAAACCUUUCCCACAACAAUGACUGUAUUCCACCACCUCCCUCUAGCUCUCGUUCCCUUUGCCUUUUGCAUGUUUGUCCUCGUGCAAGCCCUUGUCACCAAAGGCUGGGUUCCGGUCUUCGCACACGGCUGGGAUCACUGGGUUGAAAAGACGGGAACUGUCGGUGCCAUUGGCGGCAUGGGCUUUGUCUCUGUCAUUCUCUGUAAUUUUGCAGGCACAAACAUCGGCACCACGAUUCUGAUUUCCCGCGUCGUCCAAGCAUGGGAGGAGAUUCACCGCCAGAACGGAAUUCCGAUAUCCGACCGAACCUUCUGGGGCACUAUUUACAGUAUGGCCAUUGGCGUCAACUACGGUGCCUUCAGUCUUGCCUUUAGUGCCUCCCUCGCCGGCAUGCUCUGGCGCGAUAUCCUUGACCGCAAACACAUUCGCGUUGGCGGCCUGGAAUUCGCGCGCGUCAAUCUCCCCAUCAUCGCUAUUACCAUGGUCGUCGGUCUUGUUGUGCUCGUCGGUGAGAUUUACAUUAUCCGCAACAACAAGCCCUACUCUCUCUCAUGAGCUGUGGUCGUCCAAGCUAAAAAAGAAAUAAAACGAGAAAAUCUGCUUGAUUGGGGCCGAGACUGGUAGCAUGCUUGGGACAGCAAGUCGGCACAGCUCAGUGUGCAGAUGUACUUGCUGCGGCUCGGUGGGUGUGGGUGCAUGCGCGCAAUGCAAUGUGUACUGUGCCGAACACGCUCCUUGCACGACAGCAACACAACGCGCAGUAUCCCUCGUAGAUGCAACCCAGCCAUGCAUCUCUUGCAUGACUCCAGAUCAAGUAGAUACGCUGGACAAGUCUAAUCAAAUCAAAACAAGGCAAGACAAGGUAGCGUCUAAUGUUGAUAUGUAUACAUGGUACAUAUGGUAUAUACGCAACGGAUCGGAACAUAAAAGAACAUGAUAAUACCACAUACAUACAUACAUACAGAUUCCCCCGCAAGAGCCCUUUGAAUGAAAGAAGAA
Exserohilum turcica Et28A is the source of this 2702-nucleotide messenger RNA. RefSeq lists its product as uncharacterized. The record is from RefSeq and is a predicted model, not a curated record. NCBI's taxonomy places the organism in Eukaryota, Fungi, Ascomycota, Dothideomycetes, Pleosporales, Pleosporaceae. The transcript has 5 exons. Gene Ontology annotation, biological process: transmembrane transport. Bases 216 to 2258 code for a protein of 680 amino acids. Gene Ontology annotation, cellular component: membrane.